UCCUGCUUGUGUCCUCUUGGGAAGAGUUCGUUUUAAAAGAGAUUCUGGGGUUCCCUGAUAAGGUAGGACAUCUGUUCCUCUUAGGUAUAAUACUGCCCUCCGCACCCCGAGGGUUCCCUCAGUGUAAAACGCAGGUGGUCUAGUCCAGCGGAGACACUUGCCCCCGGCCACGGCGGGGAAGCCUGAGGAGUGAAGGGCCCAUCGCCCACGCAUGCGCACAGGCGUAGCAUGGGGGCGGGAGCCGCUGAGCCCCUUCCCAGCAUCUGAGAUCAUUGCUAGGAAGAACUCUGGGUACAAUAAUGAACACAGUGUAUGUGAUGAUGGCUCAAAUCUUAAGAUCUCAUCUGAUAAAUGCUUCAGUGAUUCCUAAUCGAAUGAAAAUGGGUCCAUAUCUUGGUGUCAUUAGAACUAGAAUGAUGUCAACUCAUAAAUCCAAAAAGAAUAUGAGAGAAUAUUAUAGGCUGCUGAAUCUGGAUGAAGGAUGCUCUGCAGAUGACGUCAGGGAAUCUUUUCAUAAGCUUGCCAAGAAAUACCAUCCAGAUGGUGGCUCUAAUACUGCUGAUUCUGCAACAUUUAUAAGGAUCGAAGAAGCUUAUAGGAAGGUGCUUUCCCACGUGAUAGAACAAACAAAUGCCAGACAGAGUAAAGUUGAAGAAACAGAAGAAGAAGAAAAAAAAUUCAAAUAUAACACACCCCAACACCGGCAUUAUUUAAGUUUUGAGGGUAUUGGUUUUGGGACUCCAAGUCAACGAGAGAAGCAGUAUAGGCAAUUUAGAGCAGACCGUGCAACUGAGCAAGUGAUGGAAUACCAAAAGCAGAAACUGCAAAGCCAGUAUUUCACCAAUAGUAUAACUGUUAAAGAUGUAAGACACAGUAAGGAACAAAAGAUAACUCAAGCAAUAGAACGUUUGGUGGAGGAUCUCAUUCAGGAAUCAAUGGCAAAAGGAGACUUUGACAAUCUCAGUGGGAAAGGAAAACCUCUAAAAAAAUUUUCUGGCUGUUCAUAUAUUGAUCCCAUGACUCACAACCUGAACAGAAUAUUGAUAGAUAAUGGAUACCAACCAGAAUGGAUCCUAAUGCAAAAGGAAAUAAAGGAUACUAUUGAUCAACUCAGAGAGGCAAUUUUAGUGUCAAGGAAAAAACUUGGGAAUCCAAUGACACCAACUGAACAGAAACAGUGGAACCAAGUUUGUGAGCAGUUUCAAGAAAACAUCAAAAAACUAAACAAGCGAAUUAAUGACUUUAAUUUAAUUGUUCCCCUUCUGACCAGGCAAAAAGUCCAUUUUGAUGCACAGAAAGAAAUUGCCAGAGCCCAGGAAAUAUAUGAGACGCUUAUAAAAACACAAGAAGUCACAGAUAAAAACCCAAAUAACUUUGAUCAAGGAGAAGGAGAGAAAACACCUGGAGUCAAGACAGGUUUCUUUAACUGGAUGAAUGUGUGGCAGUUUAUUAAAACAUGACCAUUUCGUUGCUCACAGAACUGCCCCCAAUCAUUUUCAGUAGUACUGACAUCACACAUAGAGGCUGAGAUUUCUUUCUGUAACACAAGAGUCUGAGAACUGUGUGCCUCUGUACUUUUCACAAAACAAGUCACGUCUCCAGUGAUGUGUAGAUGAGAGAGCUGUAAGAAACUAAGGCAGAGAAAUAUUCAACCAGCUUUGCUCUGAGGAUAUGGCAAAACAAGAGGAGAACUUACUUUUAAGGAAACAAUUUAAUACAUUUCAGUUCGUAAAUGUCGGUCAUCAGGUGAAAGGAGUUAGGAUAGGGACUCAGGCUGGGAGUCAUAAAGGGUAUUCCAAAGUCUUAGUGCAGUUUUAAACUCUAAUUUAAAAACAUUUGUUGUUUGCCAUCUUCAAACAUAGGUACUUCAACAACAACUAAGAAUGUAUCAUGAAAGGUCACAAAAUGAAAGAAGUAUGGAAUGUAGGCAACUAAACCUCCAAAUGAUGUAUGUUUUUCACAAGUUUGCUGCAUUUAUACACCUGAGGUUAUUAAAGUACAAAUUUUUCUAAGACUUUUGGGACAUUCUCUAUAUGGUUGGAAAUGUUAAGAUCAGAAAAUUAGCCUAGUGGAGUUAUGACACUCUUCUUUUUUAUAAAGCCCUUCUCUCUGGGUACUGAAUAAAGAAACCAC
Aethalodelphis obliquidens (Pacific white-sided dolphin) is the source of this 2133-nucleotide messenger RNA. It is a transcript of the gene DNAJC28, whose product is annotated as DnaJ heat shock protein family (Hsp40) member C28. Lineage: Eukaryota; Metazoa; Chordata; Mammalia; Artiodactyla; Delphinidae. The transcript has 2 exons. The record is from RefSeq and is a predicted model, not a curated record. Bases 300 to 1460 code for a protein of 386 amino acids.